This is a messenger RNA of Lepisosteus oculatus (spotted gar), 3014 nucleotides long. It is a transcript of the gene ergic3, whose product is annotated as ERGIC and golgi 3. Gene Ontology annotation, biological process: endoplasmic reticulum to Golgi vesicle-mediated transport; retrograde vesicle-mediated transport, Golgi to endoplasmic reticulum. The record is from RefSeq and is a predicted model, not a curated record. Lineage: Eukaryota; Metazoa; Chordata; Actinopteri; Semionotiformes; Lepisosteidae. Gene Ontology annotation, cellular component: COPII-coated ER to Golgi transport vesicle; Golgi membrane; endoplasmic reticulum.
AGUGUGGUGCCUUUGAGCCUGCGAUGUUUCCGGGUUGCGUUGGUAGGGUUGAAUGAUGGAGGCGCUGCAUAAACUGAAGCAGUUUGACGCUUAUCCUAAAACCCUCGAGGAUUUCAGGAUUAAAACAUGCGGCGGAGCAACAGUUACCAUCAUCAGCGGGCUGAUCAUGUUGAUCCUGUUCUUCUCCGAGCUCCAGUACUACCUGACCAAGGAGGUGCAUCCAGAGUUGUAUGUGGACACGACGCGAGGAGACAAACUGAAAAUCAACGUUGACGUGAUCUUCCCCCACAUGCCCUGUGCCUACCUGAGCAUCGACGCCAUGGACGUCGCGGGCGAGCAGCAGCUGGACGUGGAGCACAACCUGUUCAAGCAGCGGCUGGACAAGGAGGGCCGACCAGUCACCCCGGAGGCGGAGAGGCACGAACUCGGAAAGGAGGAGGGGGGGGCGUUUGACCCCAGCAAGCUGGACCCCGAUCGCUGCGAGAGCUGUUACGGAGCCGAGACUGAAGACCUGAAGUGCUGUAACAGCUGCGACGAUGUGCGGGAGGCCUACAGGAGGAGGGGCUGGGCGUUUAAGAACCCCGACACGAUCGAGCAGUGCAAGAGGGAGGGCUUCAGCCAGAAGAUGCAGGAGCAGAAGAAUGAGGGCUGCCAGGUGUACGGUUUCCUGGAAGUCAACAAGGUGGCCGGCAACUUUCACUUCGCUCCUGGCAAGAGUUUCCAGCAGUCCCACGUGCACGUGCACGCUGUGGAAAUUCAUGACCUACAGAGCUUCGGACUUGACAAUAUAAACAUGACUCACCACAUCAAGCACCUCUCCUUUGGAAAGGACUACCCUGGCCUCGUGAACCCCCUGGACGGGACCGAUGUUGAAGCCCCACAAGCGUCUAUGAUGUACCAGUACUUCGUGAAGAUCGUCCCCACUAUCUAUGUGAAAGGAGAUGGUGAGGUGGUGAAGACGAACCAGUUCUCGGUGACGCGGCACGAGAAGGUGGCCAACGGGCUGAUCGGUGACCAGGGCCUCCCGGGCGUGUUCGUGCUGUACGAGCUCUCGCCCAUGAUGGUGAAGUUCACGGAGAAGCAGAGGUCCUUCACUCACUUCCUGACGGGGGUCUGUGCCAUCAUCGGGGGAGUCUUCACAGUGGCCGGGCUGAUCGACUCGUUGAUAUACCACUCGGCACGGGCCAUCCAGAAGAAGGUCGAGCUGGGGAAGGCCUCCUAGCUUCCCCCCCGGGGUUCAGCGGGCCGUGAGUGAAAGGGGGUACAGCACUCGCACCCGCUACCCUGACCCCACCUGAGCGCGGGGGACGGACUACACACUCAUCCCUACCACUACCACUGUCCCCUCUCGCCCUCCCUCGCUGGCGCCCCCCUCUGCAGAGCAGGAGCCAGGGCCGCGGGUUCAGGGCAGACCCCUUGUAUGAACCUUGAGGCGAGACUGACGUCUGUGUCUGAGUUGUCCAAACCGGUAAAAGAUAGGAAGAAUGGCGGAUCGUGUUCAUUCUUCGGACUGACCUGGACAUGAGAAAUCUGCUGUGCGACACGUUUUUCUUUUGUUUAAUUUGCUCGUAACUUGACUGUUUGUGCUAUUGUUUCUGUAUGGUUUUCGGGUAACGGGGAAUGAGCUGAGUACCUCCGGGCGGAGCAAGCCUGUCUUUUUUUUCAUGCUUUCAUUCUGUUUUGAAUGGAAAGAAAGCUGCUGCUGCCCUGUGUGUGGGAAGGAGCAGGGAUGCUGCUGGGUCAGCCAGCUGAUUCUAGAUGGACGUGAGUCUUUCCCUCUGUGUGCUGGCUGGGUGUUUGGGAACUGAGGGGAUUGCCUCGAAUUCCCAGGGUUUUUUUUGUGCGGAGAUGGAGCGUCUCUCCAUGAAUCCUCCCCCCCCCCCAGGGGCGUGCACCGUGAACACUAUCCUUUUCAGGUUUUUAUUCCCAGAAUCCUCUGUGUUCAGAGUUUAAACCUCACCACCUCAGGUCUGGACUUUACUGCGGUAAGAUCAGCAAGGUGGAUUUGACAAUUGUGCCAUUUGUCCACAGAGCUGUAUUUAUUUGCUUUCCGGUCAUUUCCUCCAGUUUCCAUUUUCCUGUGUCUCACACCUCAGUAAUCUUUCCCCAGGCCGUAGAGCCGUGAACUUCAGUGAAGGCGCUCAGAGCCUGCUGGAGGUGGGUAGGGCUGUGUUUCUCAAGGCAUGGUCAGCUAGGAAGAGACAGAACUGGGUCAGUAAAUUGAUUAACAAGCAGCAGCCCAGUGAAGAAUGAUAUGGAGACAUCUCGAAAAAGUCCAGGGUAAUGAAACAUGCACAUUAAGAGCACCUGGAGCUCUGUACUGGAGUGAAGGAGCUUUCAGCCGUGAGUGAGGUGUAGGAAAGGUGGCUCAGGGCUGGCACUGCAUGGGGGGGACCACCCCUCUCCAAACAGCGGAGAGGCUCUGUGAAGCUGUGUCCCGUGAUCCUGCCUCGCCAGCCCUGAGCCUGGUCCUGUGUCGGCUGGGUGCUGGAGGGCGCGCAAGAGAUGUAUUUAUUUUUUCAACCAUUAACAAUGUGUUUUCUCAAAUAAUAAAAAAAAAAAUCUAAAGAUGUGUUUUUUCUAUUAUUUCCAGUCCUCAAAGAAAUACAGAGUACCUACUCACUAGAGAUGUGUUUUACAAUUCAUAUUCUUAAUCAAGGAGCUGUUUUAAAAACAUGUGUUUCACUGUUAGAGCCACACACUGCAGCUGUGGGGGUGAGGAGGCCUGGAUCAGGACAGGUCAGCACGGACUGAGGAGAGCGCAGGAUCCGAGAGCACGCUUUCCUCCGAGUCUAAACACUCAAGACCCACAGGAUCGCGUGACUUCAAAAAGAAAUACAAGAUUACCCUUCAUCUUUUAUCUUGCUGAGUUACCUUGAGCUGCAGCGAGGAUAAACCCAAUCAGAGCAGGGGCAUGCUGGUUUCAGAGGCUUGUUCACAGAGCCUUCAAAUCCAGACUCAAAACCCUCUUCUUCAGAAAAGUCUUUACUGAACUGGUUCCAUUCUUCACCCCU